Molecule: messenger RNA, 883 nt
Organism: Paramecium sonneborni
Lineage: Eukaryota; Ciliophora; Oligohymenophorea; Peniculida; Parameciidae
Source: the annotation of a GenBank genome assembly
AUGAUUUAAAUGGAAUAAUAAGAAAAAGGAGUAUAAUAAAAGAAGAAAAUUCGCAAUUUAAUUGAAAACUUAGAAAAUCAUUUGAGAUUGGAUGAAAAGAUUAUCAAUUUAAAAUAAUAGUUAGAUAAAUUAAGUUUACAAAUAACUACAUCAUCUGAUUAGGAUAGUGUUAAAGAAAAAAUGAAAUAAUUGGAAGUAGCAAUAUUUAACUAUGAAGAAGAGAAGAAGAUUUGGAAUUAUAAUGAUGAGGAAAAAAAGAAAUUAUUAGAUUCCUUUAAAAAUAUAAUUCAAUAAAUUAAAGUAUUUUUAGUAAUUGAAUUAGCCUUUAGAAUUAUCUUAUGAAAAUUAAAGAUAGAUACAUAAAGACUUAAAAAACCUGAACAGAUUUGAAGAGCAUUUUCUAAUUUUAAGGGUAAAAUCAAAUGAUGAAGAAUUUAUAAUGUAAGCUUCUAAAAUCCUAAGUAUGGUAUGUGAUAAGAAAAAUGAAAUAAAAAGUGGAAUCAAUUAAUCAAAAGAGAAGAUUCAUUAAGAGGAUUAAUAAAAUAGAAUUUAAUAAUAAGGAAAGGAUGAAUUGAAAAUAGUAAAAUAGGAUGAAAAAAUAAUGAUGUAAGAAACUCCAACUUAAGAAGGAAUUACGGAAGAAUAACUAAUUAGUUAAUAAUAAAGCAAAAAUUUAAUAACUAAAUAAGAAUAGAAUUAAUAAAGUGAUCAAUUAUGUGAAACAGAGAAAUGUUAGAUAUGCUUUGCAAAUAAAAGAAAAUUUGUUGCUAUUCCUUGUGGACAUUACAUUUAUUGUUAAUCUUGUAAAGAAUUAGUUUUAUAAAAACUAAAAUGUCUUUUAUGUAGAUAAAAUGUACUAAAAAUGUUUGAAAUAUUUUCAUGA